AUGCCUCCCGCGCCCUCCUCCAGCUCUAUAUAUCCCAAACCAGCCAAUACCAAGCAACAGAAAACAAAAUCCCCAAAUCCAUCUUCGUCCCCGGGAAAGAGAGAGAGAGAGAGAGCAGCGGAGAUGUCUGGGCGCGGCAAGGGCGGCAAGGGGCUCGGCAAGGGCGGAGCGAAGCGGCACAGGAAGGUGCUGCGCGACAACAUCCAGGGCAUCACGAAGCCGGCGAUCCGGCGGCUGGCGCGUCGGGGCGGCGUGAAGCGCAUCUCGGGGCUCAUCUACGAGGAGACCCGCGGCGUGCUCAAGAUCUUCCUCGAGAACGUCAUCCGCGACGCCGUCACCUACACGGAGCAUGCGCGCCGCAAGACCGUCACCGCCAUGGACGUGGUCUACGCGCUCAAGCGCCAGGGCCGCACCCUCUACGGCUUCGGCGGCUAGGCUUUCCGUUCCUCGUAGCGGCUUGUUUGCUGGUGGUGUGGUGGUGGUAGUUUGGUGUCGAAUGUUGUGUUCCUGAUGUAACCGUGCCCUGUUGCAGUGAAGUAAAUCCUGGUGUCUUAUUUGCAAGAA
Messenger RNA from Aegilops tauschii subsp. strangulata, 564 nucleotides. RefSeq names its product histone H4. NCBI's taxonomy places the organism in Eukaryota, Viridiplantae, Streptophyta, Magnoliopsida, Poales, Poaceae. Gene Ontology annotation, cellular component: nucleosome. Gene Ontology annotation, molecular function: structural constituent of chromatin; protein heterodimerization activity; DNA binding. The record is from RefSeq and is a predicted model, not a curated record.